Messenger RNA from Brassica rapa (field mustard), 1506 nucleotides. Its product is annotated as protein JINGUBANG. The record is from RefSeq and is a predicted model, not a curated record. NCBI's taxonomy places the organism in Eukaryota, Viridiplantae, Streptophyta, Magnoliopsida, Brassicales, Brassicaceae. Gene Ontology annotation, molecular function: protein binding.
UCCAAGUCUUGGAGCCAAUUGUUGUUUCCACGACUACUUUCCCCCAAACUGUAUCCUUUCUAUGCACCAAUCUUCUUUUUUCCUCUUUAUAAAAACUCUACAAACUUUGGUAAGUUGUUCAAUAAAUCAAUUCAAAUAUUCCUUCAUAAGAAACAAUAUGAUACGAUGUCACGAAACUCAAGAAGAUGGAGAUUGGUCUCAUGAAGAUCAUCAAAUAUCUAUUUCGCAGGCACUUCAUCAAUGUAUCGCUACUCUUGUUGGUCACACAUCCUCUUACAUUUCAUCUCUAACCCUUGCAGGAAAGAGACUUUACACAGGCUCCAGCGACGGACUUGUAAGAUUGUGGGAUGCAACCUCGUUGGAAACAUUAGCCGAAGCGUCAAGCAACGGCGAUGUAAUAACAGGAGAAAGAGGAGACGGAGGAGCAGUGAAGUCUUUGGUAAUCUUGGCUGAUAAACUCUUCACAGCACACCAAGAUCAUAAGAUACGUGUCUGGAAGAUAAACGACGUCGUUGAAGAAGCAGAAGCGAGUAAUAAAAAGUACAUGCAUAUAGCAACGAUGCCAACGAUGAGUGACCGUUUGGCAAAGUGUUUGAUGCCUAACAACCAAGUCCAAAUAAGGAGGCACAAGAAAGCUUCUUGGGUUCACCAUGUAGACGCGGUUUCGGGUUUAGCGUUAUCAAGAGAUGGAGCACUACUCUAUUCUGUCUCAUGGGACCGGACGCUCAAGAUCUGGCGAACCACCGAUUUUAAAUGCCUAGAGUCCAUUACAAACGCCCACGACGAUGCAAUCAAUGCUGUUGAGCUGUCCGAGAAUGGAGAUAUAUACACAGGGUCUUCUGACCGGAAAAUUAAAGUGUGGAGGAAGAAGAACCUCGAUGAGGAGAAAAAGAAAAAGAAGAAACAUUAUUUGGUUGCAACAUUGUCAGAGCAAGAUUCGGGUAUUAACGCGUUGGCGUUAAGCAGUUACAAUCUGUUGUAUUCGGGUGGAUCUGACGGAUCUAUAUUGGUGUGGGAAAGAGACCACGAAGGUGGAGACAUUGGUGUUGCUGGAGGGCUAAGAGGUCACACAGAGUCUGUUCUUUGCCUUGCGGUUGUUUCAGACAUAGUCUGUAGUGGCUCUGCAGAUAAGACAGUGAGGCUGUGGAAAUCUUCUUUGGCGGAUUAUUCGUGCUUAGCUGUGUUGGAGGGGCAUAGAGGACCAGUUAAAUGCUUAACCGGAGCCAUUCGUGAUUCCGGUACACAAUCAGAGGCUUCUUAUCACAUUUACAGUGGAGGACUUGACUCUCAAGUUAAGGUUUGGGAGAUUUUGGUACCAACCUUAUAAUUUAAAUAAAUUAAGUUGGAUGGGAUACAAAAUAUGUGGCUUUUGUUAGUAAUUUGUUUCCUCUGUUAAUAUUUGUUGAUCCGUUUUCUUGAUGAGUUUUUGUUUUGGGAUAAUAAAUGAAUGAGUGUGGAAUGUGUGAGAUGAGUAUGUUACUUGAAUAAAAGAAGAGAGCUUCUAUU